Bipolaris sorokiniana ND90Pr is the source of this 640-nucleotide messenger RNA. RefSeq lists its product as uncharacterized. The record is from RefSeq and is a predicted model, not a curated record. The coding region runs from base 1 to 630 and encodes 209 amino acids. The transcript has 3 exons. NCBI's taxonomy places the organism in Eukaryota, Fungi, Ascomycota, Dothideomycetes, Pleosporales, Pleosporaceae. Gene Ontology annotation, molecular function: RNA-DNA hybrid ribonuclease activity; nucleic acid binding.
AUGUUGUACUUAUGUCCAGAAACUACCAGCUGGCCUGUACAAGACCUUGUCCGAGUGUGCCCCAGGUGUGGAGGUUUUGUAUUGUAUUUCUGUGCAUGCAACAAUCAAUCUCUCCAUGACCUUCGAAACGAUCCAAAACCGAUGCCCUGUCAUCACUCCCGCAUCUUAUUCACGAAUAGCGCGUGUAGAAACAACGGAAAGCCGACAGCCAAAUCCGGGAUCGGUAUAGCAUAUAGUAGUAAUACUACAGGCCAAUUGUCCAUAGCCAUUACCGACAUGGUGGACGACUUUGCGGUCCGAUCAAACCAACGAGUGAAACUUCUCGCGGCAAUAGUUGGCCUAAAGGCACUUUCAAGUACCUUUACUACAAAAAACAAGAAGGAACAAAGGUCACGGAUUGUGGCGAGCGACUCCGCUUAUGUCGUUAAAGGAAUAACCAAAUGGCUACGAAUGUGGAAGAGGCCUACAAAUCUUGAUCUAUUCCGCAAACUCGAUAUCUUGAUCAAAAGACUCGAGGCAAAGAACAUCAAGGUUAGAUUCUGGCAUGUUCCGAGGGAGCAUAACCAACUAGCUGAUCGUCUUGCGAAGGCCGCUGCAGUCGAUGGUACCGUAGCCACAACAUUGGGCUAGGGCACAUGAC